UGAUGUCAGACGACCGCAUGCGCCCCGGAUUGGAGAGAGAGGAGUAAACAAAGCCGCGAGGAGGAGGAGGAGGCGGAGGAGAGGUCUCCACAUCUCCAGACAGUCCGACCGACACACCGAAUCCGACUUUACGCACAGGACGGGGCGGCCCCGGUGGCGCGUUCUCGUCUGCUAACGGCUCAAAGUUACAUUGAGGGUCCCACUUUAAUGCGUGACGCGCGAAAAAAAUACUUUUGGAAAAGCUAAAGGGAAACUUACUAUUGUCUUUUAAUCCGGACGCUGUGCAGUUUUCUCGUGUGAGUGGGAGACUGAUUCCCUAACUCAGCGCGCAACUCCUCCUUAAUAAGUAUCGAAGGAAUCACUCGUCUGUGGUUAUUUUUACUCUUCUGUGCGCAGAUGCAAUUUUGAGAAACUAAAUAAGUGAAGUUAAAACAGAGCAGACACGCACCGGCUAUGCAGCCCGGUCGCUUGAAGACAGUCUGAAUCGUUUGAAUCAGACUUCACAUUCGGAACAUGGUCCGAUAAUUGGAAGACAGAGACAGAAAGUAAGAAUUAAAGAGUUUAAAAAAGACAUUUGGGACACUUUGAGGUCUGUUUGGGGGGACAUCCGCCUCUGACGUCCAGGUGUCCCGCCGAGCGGUGCGGAGUCUCCAGCUCAGGCCGGCAGCGCUGACAUGCUACCCAAAGUCGAGACUGAAUCCCUGGGACUCUCUCGAUCGUAUGGAGAACAAGGGCGCGUGCCAAGGAAUAUGCAAGCCCCCCAGUUAAAAAUGAUGGACUACUCCUAUGACGAAGACUUGGACGAGAUGUGUCCCGUGUGUGGAGACAAGGUUUCAGGCUAUCACUACGGACUACUGACCUGCGAGAGCUGCAAGGGCUUCUUCAAGCGCACCGUCCAGAACAACAAGCGCUACACAUGUAUAGAGAACCAGAGCUGCCAGAUUGACAAGACCCAGAGGAAGCGCUGCCCGUACUGCCGCUUCCAGAAGUGCCUCACCGUCGGCAUGAAGCUAGAAGCUGUGCGGGCGGACCGCAUGCGUGGCGGUCGCAACAAGUUUGGCCCGAUGUACAAACGUGACCGGGCGCUCAAGCAGCAAAAGAAGGCGCUGAUCCGAGCCAACGGCCUGAAGAUCGAGGCCAUGAGUCAGGUGAUGCAAGCCGUGCCCACCGACCUCACCAUCUCCUCAGCCAUCCAGAACAUCCACUCGGCCGCAUCCAAAGGCCUUCCACUGAGCCACCACCCGGGCCACCACACCGGUCACCACCACCACCACCACCAUCAUGCUACCGCCCUGCCCCCCACAGACUAUGACCGCAGCCCAUUUGUCACCUCGCCAGUCAGCAUGGCGAUGCCGCCACACGCUGGCAGCCUGCAGGGCUACCAGGCGGCCUACGGACACUUCCAGGGCACGCGCACCAUCAAGUCAGAGUACCCAGACCCGUACACCAGCUCGCCGGAGUCCAUCAUGGGCUACGCCUACGUCGAUGCCUACCAGACGGGCUCGCCGCCCAGCUUCCCUCACCUGAUCGUAGAGCUGCUCAAGUGUGAGCCAGACGAGCCACAGGUUCAGGCCAAGAUAAUGGCCUACCUGCAGCAGGAGCAGGCCAGCCGAGGCAAACACGAGAAGCUCAACACCUUCGGCCUCAUGUGCAAGAUGGCCGACCAGACACUCUUCUCCAUUGUGGAGUGGGCACGCAGCAGCAUCUUCUUCCGUGAACUCAAGGUGGACGACCAGAUGAAGCUGCUGCAGAACUGCUGGAGCGAACUCCUCAUCCUCGACCACGUUUUCCGGCAGGUGAUGCACGCCAAGGAGGGCUCCAUCCUAUUGGUCACUGGCCAGCAGCCCCCCGCCGUGUCACCCAGAGGUCAGGACGUGAAGAACCUGGAGAACUUCCACCUGGUAGAAAGCGUCCAGGAGCAGGUCAACGCAGCACUGCUAGACUACGUCAUGUGUAACUACCCACAGCAAACAGAUAAGUUCGGCCAGCUGCUCCUCCGGCUGCCAGAGAUCCGCGCUAUCAGCCUGCAGGCCGAAGAAUACCUUUACUACAAACACCUGAACGGUGACGUGCCCUGCAACAACCUGCUCAUCGAGAUGCUUCACGCUAAGAGAGCUUAG
Molecule: messenger RNA, 2120 nt
Organism: Epinephelus lanceolatus (giant grouper)
Lineage: Eukaryota; Metazoa; Chordata; Actinopteri; Perciformes; Serranidae
Source: RefSeq, a predicted model, not a curated record